Molecule: messenger RNA, 2055 nt
Organism: Cydia pomonella (codling moth)
Lineage: Eukaryota; Metazoa; Arthropoda; Insecta; Lepidoptera; Tortricidae
Product: testis-specific zinc finger protein topi-like
Exons: 3
Coding region: 666-1976 (436 amino acids)
Biological process (GO): regulation of transcription by RNA polymerase II
Cellular component (GO): nucleus
Molecular function (GO): sequence-specific DNA binding; DNA-binding transcription factor activity, RNA polymerase II-specific
Source: RefSeq, a predicted model, not a curated record
GUGCCCUAAAUAAACAUUGCACACCAAUCAGAUUUUUGGAAAAUGUAGAAAAUAGACCGGAUGUUCGGCAAGGAUUUACCCUCACGCUCUAGGGCUUCAGGUGCACCUGGAACCGGCCAGGUACCUGCAUUUGUCCCAAGUAAAGCGAGAGGUAUCAACGCGUGUGAUUGGUCAGAUGGUCAUCGUACGUAAUAGUAAUGUAUGAUUUACCCACUUGCCAACACCAGGGCCGGAUUUACUCCACAAAAGAGGGGCCCCCACAAUAAAUAAUUCGGAAAAUUUACCAUUUUAUAUUUUGGAAAAAACUUGGGGCCUGGGGGCCUCCACUCCUUUAUUGCCCGAGGCCUCCAGACCUCUAAAUCCGGCAUUGGCCAACGCUCUAUCAGCUUACACGCUUAUUUUCAUUUAUUAAUUUAAUGUAAUAUAAUCUAUAGCAUUAUAAUAGCAUGCCGCACGAGCUUGCACGAGCUACUAUAUCCGAUUCCUAUUUAGCAUAAAUCUUAUAAUUUUAACAUCAAUAUUUUGAUCAAAGAGUUUGUAUAAUUCAGUUAGCUAGGAAAUCGGUAGGUAGGUAAUCGCCGGUAUACAAACUUUUUUCCAGCCAAUAUAUUUUUAAAAAGAAUUAAUUAACGGUACUGUCAAAACGUAUCGACACAUUUGCAAAGAUGUCAGCUAAACUAGUAGUUGAGAGAUUUGAGACAGACGUUAGUUUUAAAUAUUUGAAUGUUACGAUCGAUGGUGAAAAUGAAGAAACGAGAUUCAGCGACUGGUUGGAAGGCAAGACGCAUAAUUCGAGAAAAGCGACAGAGAAAUCAUCGCACCUGGUAGUGAAAAUAGUGUCGGGGCCAGAGUAUGAACAUUUUAAUCUAGAUUCCUGCGCUAAACAGGUCAAUGAAACGGAGAUUCAUAAUGUUGAAUCUGUUUCUGGCGAACAAUACUCGCGGAGUUAUGAAACCGAACAGAUUGAUAACCAGAACUUUUUAAAUAUGCAGCAAAGUAUAAAACAAACCUUCAAAAACCCCAAUGCGUUACCAAAUAUUUAUGUCAAUAAACACUUAUAUGAUCAUAAUAAUACGGGUGCAAGUAGUUUCGAAAGUACUAUUUGUCCAUUAGAAUACAGUCUGGAGAGAGUUAAGGAAAACAACGCUCGCAUAAUGGAAAACAUUCAUAUGUUGAACAGAGCCUUGAACUAUACGAAAAAGAAAGAAAGCCUCGACGUGAGCUGCUCGAAACCCGUACGAUCGUAUACGUGCAGUACGUGCGGAAAAUGUUUCGUGUACGAAACUGGCCUGAGGAGGCACUACUCUACGCGACAUGCGAUAUUGGACAUUCAGCCACGAUGGCAGGUGGUGUGGACUUGCAUAGAAUGCUUCCAGGUGUGGCCGCGACAGGACGUGGCCAUGCAACACGCGACCCGCUGCAGCCAAGCGGACAACCUGGAUUGUGUUCGUGAAAUCAAGACAUCGUCGCUCUUACAAUGCGAAUUCUGUGAGAAAGUUUUCACAAGCAUUCCCCGACUGCUGCGGCAUGCUAAAACGCACACGACCGCCAGCAACUACGCCUGCAAUGCUUGCGAAGUGGCUUUUUCUUGUUACAAAACUGCAGAAGUGCACUGGCUCUCAUGUCCUUGGUUGCGAACUUGCUACAAUUUUCAUUUGGGGAAACUAUUGCUCUGCAAUGCCUGUGAUCGCAAGUUUAGAAACUAUGAGCAGUUGUAUAACCACAGGUACAAAGCUGAACAUUUCAUUACCAAAACACACCAAAACCACAUCAAUGCUCUUGGAAUAUUAGUGUAUCAAUGUGAACUGUGUGGCCUAUGGUUUCCCUCAGUUGCCCUUCUUCUGAAUCAUAGGAGCCAGUACCACCCUCGCUAUGACAACACACUGGCCACAGGUGAUGUGAGCUACACAGAAAAUCAUGCCUACAGUGGAAAUGAUAUUCAAGAAUUUGAAGCCCUUAAAGAUCAACAAUACUAGGGUGAUGCUGAAGUAUAUGUAGUAAGAUAAGUUUUUGUUUUUCUUCCCCCAAAGUAAUAAACGAAAUUUUAUAUUAUAA